Messenger RNA from Symbiodinium sp. CCMP2456, 1320 nucleotides. The record is from the annotation of a GenBank genome assembly. NCBI's taxonomy places the organism in Eukaryota, Dinophyceae, Suessiales, Symbiodiniaceae.
AUGCAACCUACAAACACGUGUGGUAGAGCACGGCCACCUGCUGCAAUGGGGUGGAGACUCCUUUCUGCAAAUCUGUGGCUUGCAGCCGCGCAGCAGUUUCCAACGAGUGGGACAUGGACGUACGAUUAUUCGCAGCAACAGGACUGGAAGAACAUCGUGGGCACGCAGUGCGGGGCAAACUACCAGUCGCCCAUUGACAUUCCCAAGGCACUUAGCUAUGUCGACCACGCGAACCUCACGAAGCUGGCGACAGGAAUUGGUGAACGUCUUGGGCCUUUCGCUUGGAGUCUGGCUGCACAGACGGUGAAUGUCACGCUGCAUCCAGGGCCCUUGACAUGGGAAGUGAAACUGGUGAAUCCAGAAGCUAUAGUGGUUCAAAUAGGAGGCUUGGACUACUCGCUUCAGUCUAUGAGCUUCAAGUCGCCCUCGGAACAUACGGUGGAGGGUGCCCACAACGGCAUGGAGAUCCAGAUGCGGCAUGUGGCAAAGAGCCCUUUUGGAGGUGGAGAGAAGGUGCUAAUGGUUUCCAUUAGCCUCCGGUUAGCUGAGAACGUCAAUGUUGGCAAUGCUUUUCUGACCCCGAUCUUCUCAACUAUGCCCUUGGAUGGUCAAGGGGCUCCGUCCGUGUUCAUUGCCAACCCUUACCUGGACCUUGCUCCUCCGGACAAGUCCUACGUGCGGUACACCGGAUCGACCACCGCUCCGCCUUGUGAGCAUGCUGAUUGGGUUGUGUUCAUGCAGCCGGGAUACCUCGGUUUCCAGCAGCUCGAGCAGUUCCGGUCCAGUAUCAGUGGAUACCAACCCUCCAGACUGGCACCCGCGAACAGCACCCCACCACUCGGCGUCUCCGAAGCUUGGGACAAUCGGUGGGGGCGAAACAAUCGCCUUGCGCAGGACCUGGAAUUUCGUGAGGUUCAAAUGAUACAGAUGAUGAAUGUUGAUGCAAGUGCCGUUCCAAAGCUGACGGCAUUCACAGGCAUGGCGGGAAACGCAUCCUGGCAGCAGCUGAACAUUUACUGGAUCAUUGCCUUGACACUUCUGGUCCUGGCGUGCGUCAUCUGCGGUGUAUGGCUGCUCAGAGCACAGCUCUUUCACGAAGAGGAGUAUCCAACUGGAAUGUAUGGUAGGGAGUUUCGGAGCAACGGUUGCUGUGAAGUUUCGGAUUCUGAAGAAGACAUGCCGUUCCAGCCAUAUGCAGCACAUCCGGGGCAAUGGCACAUGCCAGCGCCAUCUUACCUAGCACCCUUCCCAGAGCAGUACAUGCAUGCUGCACCUGCGAGAGCUGGCUUUGGCAAACAGGAUCAAAUCUACAUCGCUUGA